GACUUGCACAUUUUGGCAGGCAUAUUUCAUCUAAGACAUAAAGGAAGAGACUUAUGUGGAAGUCACCUCAUCUCUCAUUGGCUUGUGACUGUAUCUUACUCAUCAUAUAAACCCAAGAUACAGUCCCAUACGAGGGCACAGAAGAUACGAGAAACCCCACAGAGACACAGCCCAAAAUUACAUCAUGCCAAACUACAAACUCAUUUACUUUAAUAUGAGGGGGAGAGCAGAAAUUAUUCGGUACAUAUUUGCAUAUUUGGACAUAAAGUAUGAAGACCACAGACUAGAACAAGCUGAUUGGCCUGAAAUCAAAUCAACUCUUCCAUUUGGCAAAAUUCCCAUUUUGGAAGUCGAUGGACUUAACCUUCACCAGAGCCUAGCAAUCGCAAGAUAUUUGACCAGAAACACAGAUUUGGCUGGAAAAACAGACUUGGAACAAUGUCAAGUUGAUGCAAUCGUGGACACGUUGGACGAUUUCAUGUCAUGUUUUCCUUGGGCAGAGAAAAAACAAGAUGUAAAAGAUCAGAUGUUUAAGGAGCUACUUACAUGUGAUGCACCUCAUCUUCUGCAAGAUUUGGACACAUAUUUAGGGGAAAAAGAGUGGUUUAUUGGUAACUCUGCUGGUGACAUUACGCAGGAAAGUCCAAAGCAUUCCUGCCAUAGCUGACUGGAUACAGCAAAGGCCGCAAACCAAACUCUAGGUGAUGCCUGCUGACUCCAACUUCAUUAUUCUUCACAGCAUCACUCCCAAAAGAUGAUAAGCUACAUCAACGUGCCACAUAAUCUACACACUUCCCUCCCCAGUUCCAUCAAGGUUUUGACUUUUGCAUAUUCUACUUAUAAAAACAAAAUAAAAAAGGAAGAGGAAACCAAGACUUUUGUUUCUGGCACCUUUUUUUUCAGAAUAGCUUCAAGUCAUUUAUAACUGAGGAAAAAUAGUUUACAAUACGGGCAGGCCUUGCUUUGUGCUGCUCUGACAUGCAUGCAUCUCAGUCACAAUGGUUUAGUUGCAUAACACAUUUUCUCCCCCAAAUGGUUUGUACUUCAGUUAGUAUAGCAUAACUGUGACUAACACAUAAAGUAUAAAUUUUGCUUCUAGCUCUUCAGUCCACAAAUCACUAUGUAAAUAACAGAUGUAUAUCACAACCAAUCACGUCACUUCUUUCAGAGUUUGGUAGUCUUGGUCACUGCACAUCUGUCAUUCACACACAGUCAGCAAAGUGUGUAGUUAAACUGCUUGCUUCUCAGUGAAAAACCCACUUGACACUUUACAAAAGUGGAUAAUUGAAAAAGGGAACUCAUCAACAAAGGUGAAAAUACAAUAUAGGAAUGAAAAGGGAUGAUGCUGGAGUGAAAUUCAAAUUGAACGUAAGCGUAAAGAGCUGGCUGUAAGAAUGCUGACACUACUGCAGUUCAAGAGGCCCUAGAUAUGCAGCCAGAAGUACCUGGUGAGGCAAACUUACUGCCAUAAGUGAGGAAUGUGGUUGUGACAAAGGUGAAGAUAUCCCAGAGGAAGUGACACUGGCAAAACAAACAAACAAAAACAACAAAAACCCAAAAACUGAACAUUAAAAGAACAGAGAUCAAAAGAAUAAGAAGACAAGCCACAGGUGGGAAGAAAGUAUCUGCAAAAGGACUGUAAUCCAAAUAUCCACGACAAAGAAUAACCUGAUUAUUAAAUGGACAAAAAAUCUGGACAGACAACUCACCAAACAUAUACAGAUGGCAAAUAAAUAUAUAAAAAGAUGCUCAACAUCAUGUUACAAGGGAACUGCAAAUAAGAACAAUGAGAUACCAUACAUACCUAUUACAAUGGCAAAAAUUCAAAAUAUAACACCAAAUGCUGACGAGGAUGUGGAGCAACGGGAACUUUUAUUCAUUGCUGACAGGAAUGCAAACUAGCACAUAUACCUUGCAAGAGUCUGUUAGUUUCUUACAAAACUAAACACUCUUACCAUAUACUCCAGCAAUCACACUCUGGUAUUUACCCAAAGGAACUGAAAAUUUAUGUCCACACAAAAACCUGCACAUGGAUGUUUGUGGCAGCCUUAUCGGUAACUGCCAAAACUUAGAAGCAACCAAAAUAUCCUUCAGCAGGUUACUGGAUAAGUAAAUUGUGGUAUAUCCAAACAAGAGAAUAGUAGUCAGUACUAAAAAGAAAUGAGUUAUCAAGCCAUGAAAAGACAUGGAGGGAACUUGAAUGAAUAUUACCAAGUGAAAGAAGCCAAUAUGAAAAGGCUGCAUGAUUUCAGCUAUAUUAACAUUCUGGUAAACGCAAAACUACAGAAACAGUAAAAAGAUCAGUGGCUGCCAGGGGCUUAGGGGAAGUGAUGAAUAGGUAUUGAGAAAUUUUAGUGCAAUAAAACCAUUCUGUAUGAUACUGUAAUGGAUUCAUUUGUCAAACCCAUAAAAUGUGCAACACCAAGAGUGAACCCUAAUGUAAACUAUGGAUUUCGAUGAUUGACAAUGUGGGUUCACUGAUCAUAUCAAAUGUGCCAUUCUGUGUGCAAUGCUGAUAGUGGGGGAAGCUGUAUCUCUGCACGGGGGCAGGGGUACAUGGGAACUCUGUACUUUGUGCUGAAUUUGCUGUGAACCUAAAACUCCUCUAAAAAGUAAAGUCUACUUAAAAAGAAAAAGAACAGAGAUAUUUCACAACAUUAAAAGAGUAAUAAAAUGUUGGAAGCUGAUCCAAAUUUAGGAUUAUGACAUUUGUUAAGAUAUGAAAAAAAAAGGCUAACUUGCUAGUUUUACAACAAGAAGGUACUGUUCAAACUACUUUUGAUUAAUUUUUUACAAAAAUGAUAUCUCUUCAAUGUUUCUAAUAUUUCACAGUGUACUGAGUAUUGGUUUUUACUACUUUGUUCAUUUACUUACACAUUUAUAACUGACAUUUUAUAUGUGCUGAUUAAAUUUUAAAGGUCACUGAACAAUCAUUUUCCCCAAUGAUUAUUAUUAUUUUGCACAAUUUCAACUUGCAGUCAUUUUUACAGUCCUGGUCUACUGUGGAAAGCAAGAACUGCUUGUAUAAACAAGUCAUUUGAACAGGAAUAAUAUUUAGUUAGAUUACCCUCAACCUAUUUUAAAACAUAAUUACAUUGGAACAUCAAAUUUUAGUUCAGUUUAUGUUAAUAUUACUAAUAUUGAACUGUCUAAUCUUAGUAUGUCAUAUCAGGAAACAGAUUAAUAAAAUAGAUGAUCUUCUACAUGAAAUGCAGAGCAGAAGGAGAAUGUAGUUGAGAAGCCAAAAAUGGGGAGAGAGUGUGGGAGAGGAGAAAGGAAAGAAAAAGGAAAGUCCAUUUAAGUAUGAUCUUGUUUAAGGUGUUUUAGUUCCUCCCAACAAUGCUCUAUGAAAUUUGGAAAAAAAUGUUAAAUACCUUAUACAUUAUUAAGGAUUACACACAAAAACAAAAUGUAUUUCCCAAGUACCUUACUUCUUUGGAUUAAUUUUCUUAUCAUUAAUGGCUGUUAAUAAAUGUUGAUCAGUUGUAAGCGACUCUCACUGCAAAGUACUCAAUCUGUCAUCAAGACAACUAAAGAAAAAAUUACCUUUCACAAAAUAAAUUCAAAUAAUACGCUAGAUAAUGAGGUAGAAACAUUUCUUCCCUCUUAUGCAUGUUCUUUUUCCUC
Camelus dromedarius (Arabian camel) is the source of this 3627-nucleotide messenger RNA. RefSeq names its product hematopoietic prostaglandin D synthase (gene HPGDS). Gene Ontology annotation, biological process: glutathione metabolic process. The transcript has 6 exons. Lineage: Eukaryota; Metazoa; Chordata; Mammalia; Artiodactyla; Camelidae. The record is from RefSeq and is a predicted model, not a curated record. Gene Ontology annotation, molecular function: glutathione transferase activity. The coding region runs from base 185 to 667 and encodes 160 amino acids.